AUGGACCACAUGUCUCCCAGGCUGAGAACCUUCCUUUCUGAACCCAUUGGAGAAAAGAAUGUUGCCUGGGUAGAUGGGGUCAGCCGUGAGCGCAUCAAUCUGUGCACCAAAGGUUUCAACAAGGCCUACGUCCUGCUGGGACAGUUCCUUCAGAUGCACAAGAACGAAGCCGAGUUUCAGAAGUGGCUCAUUGGCUGCUGUGGUGCCACUGAGUGUGAGGUGCUCCUGCUUCCUGUAGACCCUCCCCCGCACUGCCGCUAG
This is a messenger RNA of Globicephala melas (long-finned pilot whale), 261 nucleotides long. RefSeq names its product BANF family member 2 (gene BANF2). Gene Ontology annotation, molecular function: DNA binding. Lineage: Eukaryota; Metazoa; Chordata; Mammalia; Artiodactyla; Delphinidae. The record is from RefSeq and is a predicted model, not a curated record.